Messenger RNA from Phialemonium atrogriseum, 3538 nucleotides. Its product is annotated as glucosidase. Gene Ontology annotation, biological process: carbohydrate metabolic process; N-glycan processing. The record is from RefSeq and is a predicted model, not a curated record. Gene Ontology annotation, cellular component: glucosidase II complex. Gene Ontology annotation, molecular function: carbohydrate binding; alpha-glucosidase activity. The transcript has 3 exons. The coding region runs from base 212 to 3160 and encodes 982 amino acids. NCBI's taxonomy places the organism in Eukaryota, Fungi, Ascomycota, Sordariomycetes, Cephalothecales, Cephalothecaceae.
GUUCAAGAGAGCUCCCGAGUCUCGAAUGGCCAGCUCACCUCAAACCCGCGUCAAGGCGAGUUGAACAGAGAGACAACUUUACACAGUCCUAGUCACGCAUUGAUAUCUCAAAAAAUCAUAUGGGAUAAAGCUUCAACAUCUUAAUGAUAUCCUUGAUACUUUGAUUCUUUUCUUUUCUUUCUCUUUGGUCGAACAUUGAGGGUCCUUCAAGAUGUGGUCCUCGGGCCAGCUGUCCAUGCGAUGGGCAGCCCUCUUCUGCAUCCUCGCCACCCUUUGCACUUUGUUUACACCAGCUGUCACCGUGAAGGAAAAUGACUUCAAGAAGUGCAACCAAUCCGGCUUCUGCAGACGGAAUCGCGACUUUGCCGACAAUGCUAUCGGAUCAAGCUCAUGGGAGUCCCCUUACGGCAUCCUCCCUGAAUCUGCAUCAUUUCAAGACGGGCAGUUCCAAGCCACUAUUCUCAAGGCUAUCAACGACAAGGGCGACACUGUCCGACUGCCCGUUACCAUCUCUUUCCUUCAGUCUGGGACUGCUCGCGUCACCGUCGACGAAGAGAAGAGGCAGAAGCAGGAUAUCGAGCUCCGACACGACAGCAAGGCAAGGAAAGAGCGAUACAAUGAGGCCGAGAAAUGGGUUAUUGUUGGUGGAUUGGACCUGGACAAGGAUGCCAAGGUCGCCUACCAGGACAAGUCGCAGUGGACCGUGAAAUACGGCCCCGCCUCGACCCAUGAAGCUGUCAUCAAGUUCUCUCCCCUCAGCAUUGACUUCAAACGGGAUGGGACCACCCAGAUCAAGUUCAACGAGAAGGGUCUGUUGAACAUGGAGCACUGGAGGCCCGUACCCUCGGCCGAUCCCGAGCCGGAGAAGAAGGAAGGCGAGGAGAAUCAGGAAGAAGCGAAACCGGAGGAGAAAAGCGGCGAAGAUGAGAGCACCUGGUGGGACGAGACUUUUGGCGGAAACACCGACUCCAAACCUCGCGGACCAGAGAGUAUCGCCUUGGAUAUUUCUUUCGUUGGAUAUGAGCACGUCUACGGAAUUCCGUCGCAUGCUGGGCCCCUAUCGUUGAAAGAGACCCGUGGCGGAGACGGCAAUUACGGCGAGCCAUACCGGCUCUACAAUCUCGAUGUCUUCGAGUACAUCCUGGACAGCCCCAUGACGCUCUAUGGCGCGAUCCCCUUCAUGCAGGCUCACCGCAAAGAUUCGACUGUCGGUGUCUUCUGGCUCAACGCGGCAGAGACCUGGAUCGACAUCACCAAGGGGAAGGAGUCCAAGAAUCCAUUGGCCCUCGGGAUCGGAUCCAAGACAAGCACGCAUACACACUGGAUUUCGGAGAGCGGUCUCCUGGAUGUCUUCGUCUUCCUGGGGCCUACGCCGCGUGAUGUCAUCAAGAACUACGGCGAGCUCACCGGCUACUCGGCCAUGCCCCAAGAAUUCGCCAUUGGGUAUCACCAAUGCCGCUGGAACUAUAUCUCUGACGACGACGUCAAGGACGUGGAUCGCAAAAUGGACAAGUUCAAGAUCCCCUACGAUGUCAUCUGGCUGGAUAUCGAAUAUACCGACGGCAAGAAGUACUUCACCUGGGACCCGAACAUGUUCAAGGACCCGGUCGGGAUGGGCGAUCACCUGGACGAGCACGGCCGGAAGCUGGUUCUCAUCAUCGACCCGCACAUCAAGAAUGAGGAUGGCUACCCGGUCGUGGCGGACCUGAAGUCGAAGGAUCUGGCCGUGAAGAACAAGGAGGGUAACAUCUUUGAUGGCUGGUGCUGGCCCGGUUCCUCGCACUGGAUUGAUGCCUUCAACCCUGCUGCUACCAAGUGGUGGACCUCGCUCUUCAAGUACGACGCCUUCAAGGGCACAAGGGAGAAUACCUUCAUAUGGAACGACAUGAACGAGCCUUCCGUCUUCAACGGGCCUGAAACCACGAUGCCCAAGGAUAACCUGCAUCACGACGGCUGGGAGCAUCGUGAUGUCCACAACCUGAAUGGCAUGACGUUCCACAACGCGACGUAUCAGGCACUACUCUCGCGGAAGUCGGGCGAGCUUCAGAGACCGUUUGUUCUCACGCGCUCCUUCUUUGCUGGCUCGCAGCGCGUUGGCGCCAUGUGGACGGGCGACAACCAGGCUUCCUGGGAGCAUCUCGGUGCCGCUAUCCCCAUGAUCCUCAGCCAGGGCAUUUCCGGCUUCCCUUUCUCGGGCGCUGAUGUCGGUGGCUUCUUUGGCAAUCCAGACAAGGAGCUCCAGACUCGCUGGUACCAGGCUGGCGCUUUCUAUCCCUUCUUCCGCGGGCACGCCCACAUUGAUGCCCGUCGGCGUGAGCCGUAUCUGGCCGGUGAGCCGUACACUGCCAUCAUCACUGCCGCGCUGCGCCUGCGGUACAGCCUCCUGCCUUCAUGGUACACCGCCUUCUACCAGGCCCAUCGAGACGGUACUCCGAUCAUCCGGCCCAUGUUUUACACUCACCCGGCUGAAGAGGGUGGUUUCGCCGUCGACGACCAAUUCUUUGUUGGCGGCACCGGCCUCCUCGUCAAGCCCGUCGUCGAACAGGAUAAGGAGACGGCCGACGUCUUCAUCCCUGAUGAUGAGGUGUAUUACGACUACUUCACGUAUAACGUCAUCCCAACGUCCAAGGGUAAGAACGUCACGCUUUUGGCACCCCUGGACAAGACUCCCAUCCUCAUGCAGGGUGGCCAUAUCUUCCCGCGUCGUGACAAGCCUCGUCGGUCAAGCGCGCUCAUGAAGUGGGAUGACUACACGCUCGUGGUGACUGUGGGCCGCAAUAGCAAGUCCGCCGAAGGCGAACUGUAUGUUGACGACGGCGAUUCGUUCGACUACGAGAAGGGUCAAUACAUCCACCGAAAGUUUGUGCUCGACGGUGCCGCCAACACGCUCGCCUCCACCGACGCAGAGGGCCGCGACGCCAAGAGCGUGAAGGAGGGCGCCUGGCUCCAGGGGAUGCGCCAGGUCUCCGUGGAUAAGGUGAUUAUCGUUGGCGCGCCCUCAUCCUGGGCGGGCAAGAAGGAGGUGACGGUCGAGUCUGAGGGCAAGACCUGGACGGCGGCUCUCGAUUAUACGGGGGCUGAGAACGUUCGGGCCGCGUUCGCGGUGAUCAGGAGAGUGGGAGCUACAAUCGGGGCCGAUUGGAAGGUUUCCUUCGCAUAAGGCAAGGCAAAAACGAACAGCCUUGAUGAAGGUAGAUUCCCGCAGGUUCGGGUCAUGGUUAGAUUACGACAUGACCUAGGCUGGCCGCAGGCAUCGUUCAAGGCCGUGGCACGGUACCAGGCGCUGCAGACACGAAAAACUCGCCCUCGAAACCAUCUCUAGCUCUUGAGAUCUAUUGUGGUGCAAAAAUCAUGUACAGUACAUAGAACCCGUUAUAGUCUGCGAGACUCUCCCUCCCUUUCGGACCGACCAGAAGGAAAUCCAGGUUGCACGGCGAUCUCAUGUACGACGAGAAGGAAGGUUUCAGAGGUGCCAAGCAAUAAUGUAUUGGGUCUGCCGGGAGCUAGCCCUGACGCUGAGCAAACAGCGAGAGCCAAA